GGUUGGGUCACCGAACAGGUGGGAAGGGGGGUGGGGGGUGGAUGAUGGCGGAGCCGCGUCGGGUGCCGUUCAUUAGUCUGUCACCCGUGAGGCGACGAGAAGGUGAGUCUCCGGUGCUAGAGCGAGAGACUGGAGGAGGCCGCGAGACAGAGCAGCCAUUAGCGCGUGAGGGCCUGAAACUACCAGAUCAGCAGGACCACCGCCACCACCACCCCUAUGAGAAACAGUCGGGUAGGCCGCCAUCGCAACCCUUUGAAUCUUGUCCUCGGCCAGAGUCCUCAUCCGUGUCAUUGCCGCGGGAGAUCAGUCGGCCUGAGCUGACACCAAAGCCACCUCAGCCGCCACCCCACCUAAGUCCCCCAAGGCCAGAAGCACCGCCGCUCUCGUCUCAGCAGCAGCAGCUAAAUCAAGAGAACACCCACAGGAAUCGCCGCCCGCCGCCACCACCACUGGAUCAGACGGUUCGCUUUGAGUUGAUCUUGAAAGAUCCCACGGAGGAGAGCUGCGUGGAGUUCAGCUAUCCUGAGUUGCUCUGGAGUGGCAAGGCCCGGAAAAAAUCACUCAUUGAAGACCCAUUUGAUAAUGAAGAGCGAAGGCAUGAGGUGGAAAUGCUGGCUAAGAAAUUUGAAACAAAAUAUGGUGGAAAGAUCCACAAACAUCGGAAGGACCGAGCCCAAGAUCUAAUAGAUAUGGGUUCUGGUUAUGAUGUAAAUGAUCCUUUCAUCGAUAAUUCAGAAGCUUAUGAUGAAUUGGUUCCUGCAUCCUUGACUACAUAUGGAGGCUUCUACAUUAAUACUGGAAUUCUGCAAUUCCGCCAAGCAUCUGAUUCUGAAGAGGAGGAUUUUACAGGACGCAGAAAGCAUAAACCAUCUAAGUUAGGAAAACUAAAAGAUGGUGAUGACCGCAGUAUGAAGAAACGAAAGCGGAAAGAGGAAGAGGCAGAGAAGGACAAAAAGCCUCGGAAAAUUAAAGUUACCAAGCAGUUGGGGGUAAUAGCACUAAAUUCACACAAAUCUGAAAAGAAGAAGAAAAAAUUAUACAAGGAUUCUUUUUCAUUGGCUGCUAUGAUCCGAAAAUUUCAGAAAGAGAAAGAAGCCUUUAAAAAAAAGGAGGUUGACUUGAAUCCCACAGUAGCAGCUACCUGUUCUAUACCCAAUAAACUUCCUAUGGCUCCUACCAUUGGUGGUAAUGAUGUGUCCGAAUUGAAUCUCAGCAUUACAGAUCCAGUGCUUUCUAUUUUUGGCAGCACUAAUGAACGUGAGCUCCUGCAGGAAGCUGAAAGUGCCCUGGAGACUGGAGACAUUGAUUUUGCUAGGUUGCUUGAUGGUACCUCUGAUGAAAGCCCAGUAUCUGAUCCUUUAGGAGAAAAUGGAAGUGUCACUCAGCCCCCACAUACUGCUGAGGUCUUGACACUGAAACAAGUGCCUGCCCUCCCAGAAGGUCUACCAGGACAUCUAGAAAAGCGUAUUGAAGACCUUAGGAUUGCUGCCAAGCUAUUUGAUGAAGAAGGCAGAAAAAAAUUCUUUACACAGGAUAUGAUAUAUAUCUUGCUUGAUAUUGAGAUGCAGCUGCAGGAAUUGAAUCCUACUUUCCACAGUGGGGUGUAUUCUCAUCUUGAAGCUUUUGUGCCAUGCAAUAGGGACACAUUGAUAAAACGUUUGAAGAAAUUGCAUCUCAAUGUCCAGGAUGAUCGCUUGAAGGAACCAUUGCAAAAAUUGAAGUUGGCUAUCAGCUGUGUCAUGCCUGAACAACUAUUCAAAUACCAGGAAGAUUGCCAGGCACAUAGUCAAGCCAGGAAUGCCAAAAUGCAAGCAGAAGAUGAGCGAGACAAGAAUGGUUCAGAAGAGGAGGAUGACGAGAAACCAGGAAAGAGGAUUGCAGGUCCAAGAAAAAAAUUCCACUGGGAUGAGACAGUGAGGAUUUUGCUGUGUAACCUUGUCAAGAUAAAGCUGGAUUGUUAUGAGCUAGAGCCAAAUAAAAGUCAAUCUGCAGAAGAUUACCUCAAGACAUUUAUGGAGACAGAGGUGAAGCCUCUUUGGCCAAAAGGUUGGAUGCAAGUUAGGAUGCUCUUUAAAGAAAGCCGAAGUGUUCAUCAUCAUCUCACAUCUGCUCCGUGAGCAAAGAAAAAGGUGAUUCUGGCACCUAAACCCAAAGGAAAGGAAUCUUGUCCAAAGAAGGAGCAGAGAGUAUGUCCCCCUUUUACUUCAGCUUGUGUUCCUGCUUCAAGUACUAGCACACCUAUCAAUGCUGUAACCAGCUUUAUUCCAGCUCCAGAGACAAUUUGCUUAGAUGACUCACUGGAUGAAGAUCUGUCAUUUAAUCCGCCUUCACUGGAUUCUGUUUCUGAUGCUCUGGCUGCUAUUAAUAAUGGGGUCAAGAGUUCUUCUGCUAUGUCCACUGUAGACACAUCUGCUUCAAGACCUCGGGUAGGGCUAAGAGAAGAGAAGUUAGCAAGCAUAAUGAGCAAAUUACCUCUGUCAUCCUCAAAAAAAAUAGAGGCUGUUCAAACACAACAUUCAUCAAGUCUUAUAGCUGGACACACAGGACCAGUACCAAAGAUCCAGGAUUUGCUUCAGACUGGUAUCUCUUCAGGCCUUAUUGCUGGAUCUUCAAUUCAAAAUCCCAAGGUUUCCUUGGAACCAUUGCCAGCCAAGCUUCUGCAGCAAGGGUUACAGCGAUCAAGUCAAAUACAAGCUGCUUCUUCCCAGACCCAUAUUUCUUCCUCCUGCAAAGGGCAAGCUGCAGCUUCUCACUCACAAAGGCCAAAGGAUACAGUUAUGCUUGUAACCUCCUCAGAAGUCCAAAGCUGUGCCUCAACAGUACAAGUAGCAAAAGUUCACCAGCAGCCCACUGCCCAACAAAAAUAUGUGUCUCCUCUGCAAGUUACUAUUAGUAAAUCUCAAACCAAUCCAGUGGUAAAAUUAAGUAGCAAUCCCAAACUUUCCUGUUCUUCCCCAGUAACCAAGACUCAGCAUAUAAACCAGUAUGUAUACCGCCUUCCUUUGUCUAAUGCCACCUCUGGGAUCCAAAUGGUUUCACCCCUUGUGCUCGGACAACAUUCCUGCACCUCUACCUCUAGUAAUUAUUUGGCCAAGGCCAUGGUAUCACACGUUUCUGCCCAGGGUUUCAAGCCUCCUUUCUCCAUGGGUACCUCUCCUAAACCAGCUGUCUCUCCCAAACCCUCAGCACCCAAGCCUUCUGUAACAUCCAAACCUAUGCAUCCCCUUAAAUUGCCCUCGUCUAAAUCCCCCUCUACAAUCAAGCCCACAUCAUCGUCUAGUUCUUCCAGCCCAAGUACACUAGUAUCCCAGAACAGCCACUCCAACAACAAUUCCCUUCAUAAACAGUCAGUGGAGUAAGUGUCAACCGACCAAUCUUCCACAAUUAAUUUACUUUCCUCUAACCGAACCUCAGGCUUUCAACCAGCAAAGAAUCCUCAAGCCCCUUCUAAAUUAUCCAGUUCCUCUGCCUCUGCAACUGCUGGCAAAAAUAACAUAAGUGGAGUUGGAUUGAAUGUACCUAUCAAUAGGGGAAGCAGCUUAAAUGCAAGUGGGACUAGUAGAACUAAUCCCUCUGGAGCAGCAGGAAGUGGAGCACAGGGUGCUACUAAACAGUUAUCAACUCCACAUAGACCAUCUUCUGCCUCAGGGUCUACAGUUAUACCAGCCAGUGUACAGUCAACAACAGGUGCAUCAUUACUGGGAAAUGCUUCACCUUUGACUCUCAUGGCAUCACCAUUGUCUGUAACCAGUCAGAAUGUGACAUCUACUCCAUUGACUCCUUUUGGGAUGCUGGGGAGUCUUGUUCCAGUGACUAUGCCUUUUCAGUUUCCAUUGGAGCUUCUUAGCUUUGGAACAGACACGGCUGGAGUGACAGCCACCUCGGGAUCUACCUCAGCAGCUUUCCACCAUAGUAUAACUCAGAAUUUAUUGAAGGGUUUACAGUCAGGAGCUCAGCAUUCAGCAGCACUGUCUCAUACUCUGCCUGCUCAUUUGCAGCAAGCUUAUUCAGAUGGCCAAAGCAAAGUGGAUGCUAAGUUACAGAGGAAAACCCAGUGAUGUCCUGCUAAAUAAGGGAGUAAAUGUGGUUCUACUUUGCUGAUGGAGAAUGACCAGUUGGGAAAGUGCUUACUUGGACACAGAGCUGCUGUUUCUGUCAAUGUUUACAUAUUCUGAUCCUAAGCACUGUGGUGAGGACAAAAAAAAAUACUUGAUCAAAGAGAGAAGAAAAAGGAGGAAAGUGUUCUUAUAAAAAAAAUUCAUAGUUUGAUUUGUUUUCAGGACAGUUCUCAAAGCCUUUUAUCCCAAUUGUCUCAGAAAGGGUUGGCCAAACAGGUUCAGUUGUCAAACCUACAGCAACCCAAACCUUUUUGCAGGCUGAUGUCUGAUAAAGGAACUAUGAAAGGAAACUAAAAUAGACAUCUGUAUCCACCAUGCAAAUAAGGCCAUUCGUUCAGCCAUGUGGAGACUUCAGGAAAGUCUACAAGCUAUAGCAGUUAGAAACAUUCUCUGCAAGUUUGAAUAAGGUGAAGUAUAGAGGAGAAAAAGUGUUUUAUAUCAGCAUAAAAGGAAGUACUCAUUUUCUCUACCCAAAAUCAAAGCUGCUUGUUUGCUUUUGAAGAGCCUGAAGAUAUACAUAAUUUGCUUUGGGUAUAUUUCCCUAGAUACUGUAACUGAUCAGGACAGAGAAUUUCUAUUUCAGAUAAGAUUUAAAAAAUGGAGACUGUUUUGUAAUCACACCAUUUUAGUGGAACUUAAAAUCUUCCUUUUAAUAUCAAAAUUUCAGAUAUAAGAUUAGCUUGAAUUGGCUUUAUCAGAGCAUACCUUUGUGUUCAUUAUCUUUGAUGGAAGUUUAUUUAUCACUUUUAGAUUUGCUGAACCAUUUCAGAGUUGCCUUAUUUUUCAUAUAAUGAUAGAAUGUAGAGAUAUUCCGUUUCUCUCCUUGUGAAGAUAGUUUCGGAUUCUUCUUCCUCUUCUAUUAGCUUUGAGAAGAUAUAUGCUGUAUUGAUUCCUUACAGCUUUUCAGUAAGACCUUUUAUCAGAACUGUUCAAAGCUCUCUCCAAAGAGUAUAGUUGAGGUGCCUUCUGUUUAGGCUUUAACAUUCUUAUUCCCAGUAUUCUUUAAAUCUGCUAAGCUGGGAGAUAUUUGAUUUGUUUUGCUUGAACAUACAACUUGUAGGCUGGCUUUGAUUUUGAAACCAUUAUGUUAGAGUCUAGGAAAGAAAUGUAGGAACUGCUUUGUAUUGCACUCAUUAAUUAACGCAGAAGAAAUGUAUUUCAGGAUGUAAUUCUGGGAGAAAUAGUCAAAACAAUGUCACAUUAUGUUGUAAAUGUUUCAGUGGAGGUCAAAUCUAGAAAUCAUAGUUUAAUUCCCCAAACUAAAACCUUUUCUUUAAUUUAAAUCUGAUACUUUAUUUUUUAGUAAGAGUUGGUUUUUUAAACAUUCCUGGCGAUAUGGUCAUCAUCCAGCAGAAAUAUGUACGUAUGCCAGCAUGUUUUGCUGGAGGCUUAUUUAAUUCCAACUGCAAUCUCUUGUGCUGCUCUAAAGGGAAACACAUUUUAAAAAGACAACUAUCUGUAUCUAUUGAGCAGCAUUAAUUGCUACAGUAUGAAACUCAGUAAUAUUUAUGGCUUCCUAUAGAAUUCUUCUUUUUAUGUGCAUAUAGUUUUACUGUAUGGUGGCCAAGAUAACUCUUCUGCUGUUUUGUGACAGACAUGUAUUUAGUUAUCAAGUUUACAAAGAUAUGUUAUUUCAUCUUUAAAAGCCAGGUAACUAAUCUUACUAAUUCAGAUUACUACUUAUCAUAUUUGUAAAACAUGUGUAUAUUUAAAUAAUAUAUAAUAUAAACAUGGUAACUGAAUGUUGGGUUGACCCUAUUAAUUUUUUUAAAAACUUGCACAAAAUAUGGAUUAAAAAUAGUCAAAUCAAUCUUGAUACAAGGUUAAAAAAACAUAACUGUUUGAUAGUUUGGUACAAGAAACUACAAAGUUCAGCAUGUUUUUGCAUCUGCAAAGCCUUUGUUUCUUCUCCUUUCAAUAUUAAUAGGUUAAUUUUAUUCUCUUGAUUGAUUUACUUCAUUUCAAAGGUAAACAAAAUAUUUUCCAUGAGCAUAUCCUACAAAUAGCCAAAUAUACAGUUCUCACUGAGAGACUUACUGUUACAUAAGUUGUUUCCUUUUGGCAACUUCAAAUCUGUAUAUUUAAGCAUGCACACACAUAAGCACAUAUAAAAAAAUAUAUUUGGAAGAAAAGAUUUAAAUAAAAAUUAUAUUUGAAACAAUGGUUUUAAAAUAAAAAUGAAAUUAUCAUUAAAAAAGAAGCAUAAUAAGACCCUGACAUUCCAUAUUACAUUAUGAAAGCUAAAUAUUAAGUAGUUAGUAACUUUAGAUUUAGUUUUCCCUUAUACGCAAUGAUAGAAAGUGUGAAAGGUAAAACAUUUUAAAAUAGAGAUUUACUUUUGAUUCCACACCUUUUUAACCCUUUUAGAAAUAAUACACAGUACAGAAUAGAAUUAGUAGGAAUUAUAUGUUUCUGAUUAUGUUUUUCCAUAAAUUUAAAGCAAAAUAUUUGGUGGCAGAAAAUGGUUUAUGUUAUAUUAAAAGAGUGAAAUUUUUCUCAUAAAAUCAAAUACACAAGUGGCUUUUUAGUUGGUCUUCAGUAUUUGCCAUGUAGAAUUUAAUGGAAGCACAUUGAUUGAUUUGAAUUUAUGAUUCUUAUUACAUGGCAGGCAGUUGGGGGCCCUCUUUGUUUUGCUAAUAUGUGAAGAGAGUUCAGCUCUUUCCAGCUUAAUAGCAAACGAGUAUCUGGAGACAUAAUGCCAUGAAAUAAAUGAUAGAAAACAAUUACUCCUGAUGUUCUCAAUAAACAAGAUUGUUAUGAUUAGAAUAAAUCUAAACAAUAACUCCAUGAGCUUCUCUACAAUGGACAUAAGGACUUAAAAAAGAUAAUCAGAACUGAAAAGAGCAGAUAGAAUAUCAGCACCAUUACAAUGCAAGAGAGAUAUACUUCCUGCAUAGCAAUUUUUAAUUUAGAUAUUUUUAACAGCCUAGUUUGUCUUAAAAUGUAUUUGGAGAGUUAAAUAGCUCUUAUGUUAAAUCUUUUCAGUAUUCACAAGCAAUAAAAAAGGUACAGUUUUCGUUCUGAAUUUAAAUUGUUUUGAGAGUUAGGGCUAAAAUAAUGAUCUUACACUGAGCCUCAAAUAUAAGCAAUAAUUUUGACAUACAGGUUUUGAAUUUCAGAAUCAUUUAAAUUAUGUGUUUCUUGUCCCAAUGGUGACAGUUAGCAAUUCCUUAAGUUAUCUUGGAUCUUUAUGAAAUAUAGGGAGAGUAUAUAAACAAUGAACAAAGAACUGUCUUAACAAUGCAUACUUUCAUCCCCGAGAUAAUAUUUGAUGGAUUAAAAUCAUUCCUUUUUCAGCCUUUUAUAUAGUCUUGUUUCUAGCAAGACAGAUAGGAAUGUUGAGUCAAAAUCUCAGGUGUGGGUGCUGUGGGUUUGACAUCUGUUUCCAUGAAAUUAGGGUUUAAUUUAUUCAGUAGGCUAUGAAUGGGGCAGGUAAUCAUGGUAUACUUCUUCAAACUCUUAGCUGACUACUCUAACCUCCAUUUAGCCUCUCCAUUUGAUCCAAAGUGGUUGAUAUUAAAAUAAUUCUCGAAUCCCAAGCUACUAUAAGCUACAUUGAAUCAUAAUCAGAUGGUAGUUUGUUAGGACUCACAGUUAUUUACUAUGUUUGCUGCUACAUUCAUUAAAAUAUUUUUGAUUAUAUUUAUAAACACAUUUAAAUCUAGUUUACACAGUGAUUUUUAGAACUGUUUCCCCAGAAAAAAAAUAGGAUGUUAGUUUUUUGGAAUGUUGACAAAUGAUAUAAUUAUUACUCUUAUUUUUGAACUUUUCAGAAUAGCGGUGCAGGAAAAAAAUCAUGUUAAAUUUUGGAAAGUUUUUUUAACCUAGCUAUUUACAUAACUUGUUAUGUUGGAGGUCACAGACCACUUUUCAUUUUCCAAAAACUUAACACCAAGAUUAGAGUAAUAAAUAGAUAACAUAAAAUGUGUAUGCAAUUAUUAUUGUAUGACCUUUAGAUUUUUUUAUAUAUAUACUUUAGUUCUAUCUCUAAAUGGAGUUACUCCUCCAACUUACUUGAUUCAGGCUUUUGGUUAAGUGCCUUUUCUUUUUGUUCCCUCUUAUCCCCACAAAGUAUAUUCGGAGGUCCUAAAAGUGUUUGGAGACAUUUGGAAAGUUCUUGAUCCUGCCCAAAUGACUUUAUGUUGUUAAAAUAAUGUUACCCUUCUGUAAUUAGUCUUCAGUAUGUGUAAUGUUAUAACUGCUGUUGCAUAACUGUCAUUCUUAUGUGCUUGUUCUUUGCACACAGCACUAUUUUCCUUAUGUUGAAUCUGUUUUUUGUAGUAUUAAUGUUUACUUCUGAAAAUGAACUUUGGCACAAUUUAUAAAACAGUGUAUUUGAGCAACUGUAAUGAAGUGGUUUAUAGUACACUAAGCCAUUUCCACUGGAGUUUCAGAUUGUAAUUUAAAAUACCAGUCUAAUAAUCAUAAUGUUAAACCAGCCAUUCUAAAAUUUGACAUUUUUCCCUGUGACAGAGAAAGAGCAGAAUAUUUCUUCACAUUAAAAAUGUUAUAAAUUUAUAUUUGAAUGGUUACAUACUAGUAGACAAUAAAAUAUUUUAUAUUUCUGCAAUAAUAUUUUCAUAUGGCCUCUGAUGCCUAAGAAGCCUAUUGCUUCACUCUAGGAAGCUGCCUGUUGAUGGUGACAGUGAGUUAAUCUUCUAAAGUAAAAUUUUAGUUUUCCAUGCACCAAAUAUGCAAGAACUUCUUUGCAUUGCUCAGAUACAUAUCUUUAGAUACAUUGUAAAACAAAAUUUUGCUUUAAGUAACAAAUUGGCUAAAUCAGAGAAUAGCAGUAUGCUUUUAAACAAAAGAAAUAACAAGAUUUCACUGUUGUUGUUUUUUACCAAAUCUGUUGCCAAGAUCUGUGACAAAUGUAAGAAUGCAACCCAUCAAUCAAAAUAAGUAAUCAUACAUUUUUUUUAAAAAAAUGUAUUUGUAAAAGUUUUAACUUUUUAAAACUACCAUAUAUUAUUAUUAAGGUUCUACUGAUCUUUAAAACAAAUAUAAGUUGCAUUCUAUUUCAAAUCAAUUCUGAAUGGAUGGUUGAAUACUCAAAUAAUAUUGAAUACUGCUAAAAAUUAAAGAACUAUCUUUUGUUCAGAUAAAACAAUUUGGUAUGAUAAAGGAAUAUAAAGUAUUUUAUAUAAUUAGUUAACAUGUUUCUAAUUGCAGUGACAGAUAAGAAAGGAGAUUGAAUUUCCUGCAAGAGUCUAAAGAAACUUCCUUAUAGCGAGGAAAUUCUUACUAGAAAGAAAGGAAUCAGUUGUCAUGCUGAAGUUUAUUGUAAACUAUAUAUUUGGUUUUCAAAAUUGAGUUAUUACAACUUUGAACCAUUUGUUCCUAUUUUUUAAGAAUUAUUUCUGAAUGUAUUUCUCAGGACACUAUUGCUUAGGGUUUUUUAUAUACUUUUUAACAAUCUUUAGAAGUUGGAGAAACUAGGAUUCUCAUCAGUUUCAUCUGGGGCGAUUUUUGUUCAAUGAAAUAUCUUUGUUCUAUGUAACAAACACACUUUUGGAGCUUUGUAUCCCACUUAUAAUUCUUUAUAAUUCUAAUUCUCUGCAGUGCUCCUGAAACAAUAUAGGUAAUAUAUACUUUGUGUUAUAAAAUUUUGUUUUUUAUAAUACAUUAGAUAUUUUAAUUUGGUGUGGUAAAAAGGAAAAUACUUGAUUGUCUCAUCACACAUUGGAAUAGUUGAGAAAAGUCAGCUAAUUUAUAAAUAAAGAUUGUAGGUAAGGCUCUCAGAUUUUAGAGAUGGUUGGUCUUUAGUACAUUAGCAUUUUCUUUCCAGCACUGCCUUUCUCUGUAAUGCUUUAGUUUGAUUUUAGUAAUCAGUACAAUUAUUACAAAACUCCAUUUUUAGUAUUACAGAUACCACCACCUCCCGGCUAUUGUUAAUAUCUACCCAAAGAAACAUGACAAAGCUUUUUGAAUGUGUGUAUUAUGAAAAUAUUUUUGUAAAAGUGAAAUUAAAUAUUAAAUAGCAGGAAAAUUUUCACCACAAUGAUAGGGUUCUGAGAAACUAGGUUUUUAAAAUCUGAUGGUGACUUUUACUGACUAUAAUCAAAAAUGCAGAUAAAGAACUAUUUCCCAUUUGAAAUUAGUAAAUCAGAUAAGUGUUUCACCUUUGCAAAGAGGACAAUUAGUUAAUUAGAUCUGCAUUCACAAAGAUGCUUCUUUAGAGAAGUGAUCUGAAUAUCUUUCUUCUUUGGCACUUUUCAGCAGUGAAUUGAAGAAUUCAGAGGAUUAAAGAUCAUGUUGUGGAAGCUGGUGCUCUUUUGUAUGUAUUUUCAGUCAAGAACAUUUACUUAAAAUAAAUUUAAUUUAAAUUUUUGAGCAGUGUUACAUAUUGCAUUUAUCAUCAAACAUGUUUUAAUCAUAUUCAGUACCUAAG
Thamnophis elegans (Western terrestrial garter snake) is the source of this 10509-nucleotide messenger RNA. RefSeq names its product ubinuclein 2 (gene UBN2). Gene Ontology annotation, cellular component: nucleus. The record is from RefSeq and is a predicted model, not a curated record. NCBI's taxonomy places the organism in Eukaryota, Metazoa, Chordata, Lepidosauria, Squamata, Natricidae.